Didymodactylos carnosus is the source of this 2049-nucleotide messenger RNA. The record is from the annotation of a GenBank genome assembly. NCBI's taxonomy places the organism in Eukaryota, Metazoa, Rotifera, Eurotatoria, Philodinida, Philodinidae.
AUGUCUAUGAGAGAAAAAGGGUCAUCCCUAUUGAAAGAUAAGAAUGAUAUGGCUCUUGCUUACACAAUCAAUGUUCAAACACCCGCACAACUUGUCGAUAUAAUGACAGAACAAGGUAUUUAUCUUCCAAUGAAUAUUAGUUUAUAUCAAAUAUCGAAUAUACGUUUUAUUCUAAUAACCCAACGUCUACGACAAAUUCCAUUUGAUAUUAUUAAAAUUGAAGAUUCAUGGUUUAUUGAUCGAAUAUUAAAUGAUGCAAUAUUAGAAUAUUUGAAAUGUGGUGAUCGACUGUUGGUGGUUAAUAACACUAUGAUUAGUGAAUUAGAUGAAACAGAUAUAUUCAAAUUCAUUUUAUAUAGCUCAUUACCAAUUGUAUUGUGGGUUACAUGGGAUGCAGAUACGUAUCUGAAGAAUCAAGCGGCAUUGGAGCAAGGAGCAUAUGAAAAUGCUUAUAUAAAUGCAAAAGCUUACCUAUUAAAAACUACUAGUUAUCUUGAUAUUAGCUUAUACGAUCAUUUAUCGCUUAUAUUAGCACAAGCCAUUCGAUAUUCAUCAGUUAACAUGGCGGAUUUAUUUGAAAAAUUAAGUCGUGAUAUUAAGUCUCAUACACAAGGUACUAUGAUAAAAACGUAUUUAAGAGACCCGCAUGAAAAAUCAUCCAAAAUGGAUAUUACUCUACUACAACGAGAAUUAUUAAAAACAAAAUCGCGUGAACUUUUACAACCAGAUGAUUUUGUUAUUAAAUCUGUACCCUACGUGAUGGAUGUUGCCUAUUUUUGUUCAAGUGCUGGAUAUGGAAUGCAUAUGAGUGAAUUUAUUUUAAUCUGGGCAGCAAUGAAAAAAUUAGAAAAUCAGAUUGAAUAUUUAGAUAUGAAAUUUUGGGGAAAAAUAUUUGGUAUCUAUUGCGAUUAUUACAUAAUUCAACUAGUUACCACACAGGAUGUGCUACCUGAUGAAAUUGAUAUCAGCGAUCCAUUUCCUAGAAAGAAACAUUCACGACAUAAGUCAGUAGUGAUGAUUGAUGGAAAACAAGAAAAAACAAUGAAAUCAACGUACAAAAAAAAAGAUAAUUCUGCUCAAAAAUCCAAAAUUCAGUCAAUGUGGCAACCAUCACUAGAAAUUCCAGCUGAAGAAAGAGGGAAGGGAAUAAAUUAUUUUACAUAUUUUGUUUGUAAUUCACCUGGCUUCCCUUGGCAAAAAUUACCUGAUGCUAAACCACUUUAUAUUCAACAAGCAAGACAAAUUCGUUCAUUAUUUACUGGUUGUUUAACAGCUCAAGUCAAUGGUUAUCCACCAUUUGAAGGCGUCGAAAAAGAUUAUUUACGUGCACAAAUAGCGCGAAUAACAGCAACAACACAUGUAGCACCAGCUGGUCACUUCAUCGCCACAGAGGAUGGUGAAGAAAUGUUUGAAGGAAGGGAUGAAGGUGCAGGUAUCGAACUUAAUCCAGAUAACGAAGCAAUCGAUAUUACAUCGGAAAUGCUAGCAUCUGAAUCGUUGGAUAGAUGGGUUCAUCAUGUACAAGAAAUUCUACCACAAGGUCGAACAUCAUUCUGGAAGCCUGAAAAGUCAUUAAGUGAUGUGAGCGAAGAAGAUGAAGAAAAUGAACAAACAGAGAUAGACGAAAUUCAAAUCCCAGCACCAUUAUUACAACCGAUUAACGAAGACAAAGAACUUCCUUACAUGAGAGACAAACAAAAACUAUGGUCAGUUGGGUUGACAUUGAAUGUUAUGCAUGAAUAUGCACUGUGCUAUUUGAGAUCGAAUGUAUGGCCGGGUGCAUUUACACUGGCACAGUCAGCAAAUUUUAUUAAUCUGUACGUUGGUUGGGGCCAAAAAUAUGAGCCAUUUGAACCGGCAAAACCGUCAGCACCGCAACACGAAUAUUCCACCAAAUUUGAUGACGCAACUUUAAUAGAAAUAAACGAUCCAACAGUCGAACAAGAACAAGUAGCUAAAGAAAUUAAAGAAGCUGCCGAAGAGACAGGGACAGAAGAAACAGACGUUACAGAUUAUGACGGAAGUGAGGAAACAAGCGACGAAGAUUAA